UCUCCAAUCUAUUUUCGUCUUCCAAAAGUUCAACCAAUUUUGGGGCCAAACUAGAAUUCGAUAUGCAGUGACUACUCUCCAACCCGAAUCCUUCUUCAGGUGCUCGUCCGGAAAUACAGGACAAGUGAAAUAAGAAGUAGAAAGAUGAUUGAAGAGGUCGGUUUUGAUGGGAUUUCGAUGAGGGGCAGCAGGGAAAGUGGUAGCGAGUCUUCUUCUUCGGCUUGUUCUGAUCAGUUUAAGAACCAUGAGUCGAUCAACUCUGGUAGUCAUAAUGAUGAAAUUAUACGAGCUGCGAAUAAGAGGCUCAAAGAAACUCCAAUCGACUCCAAUGAAAAGGCUCAACUGGCUCAAACCCUUUUAAGCUUACCACCACUUGGUUUGUCACUUGGGAAGACUCCCUCUUUCUUAGACUUAAAAGAAACGAUGCCCCGCAAACGAAAGAUUAAGCGUGCAGUUGAAGUUAAUGUUCAGUCGAUGUCCGAGAAGGAAAAGUUGAAAGCUUCAAAUUUCUGUGCCUCAUUACUCAGAAUUGGUUCAUGGCAGAGAGUAACUCAACAUGAAGGUGACUUGGUUGCUAAGUGUUAUUAUGCUAAGCGAAAAUUGGUUUGGGAAAUCUUGGACAAUGGUUUGAAGAGCAAGAUUGAAGUGCAGUGGUCUGAUAUUAUCGCCAUUAGAGCUGUCAUUGAAGAAAACCAACCAGGCAUUCUAGAGCUUGAGCUAGGCCAGCCACCUACGUUCCAUCGUGAGUCUAAUCCACAGCCAAGGAAGCAUACCAUGUGGAAUGCUGCAACAGAUUUCACCAGCGGUGAAGCUCUCAUUCACAGGAGGCAUUAUCUUCAAUUCCCGCCUGGUUUGCUCGACAAACACUAUGAGAAGCUUCUUCAAUGUGAAAGCCGGUUCUUAGAGUUGAGCCAAAGACCCUUCCCAAGCCAAAGAUCACCAUACUUCCAAUCAUACAAUGGAGGUGCAGAUAUUUCUUUCGAAUUUGGUGGUCAUGGAGCAGAAAUCCCCUCCAAUUUUCCGUUACAAUUCCCAACACAUCUGGAUCCCCGACAAAUUCAAACAUAUGAACAAUCCACACCAGCUAUUUGUUACACAGAUUCCACUUCACCAAUAUCAGUUAUGGAUUUUUCUUCGCCUUUAGAUGAGGUCAUCAGCAACCAACGAGUUGAGAAUCAGCAUAUGCCGCCAUCAUGGGAUCCACCAUUUGUUCAAUAUCUUUUAGGGAGCGAUCAAAUUCCAGCACCAGUUUCCGCAAUAGAAGCUCAAUUCAAUCCAACCACUUAUAAUCAAGAGUCCCAAGCGAUGUUCAAUAUUGAAAAGCAGGUGUACAGUCAGUUGCAGAUUCAGUGCUACAGAAACUCGCUAGGCUCAUCGAUAUCAUUUCCAGAGAAUUUGAAUUCUAGAGGGAUUACUGGUAUUGAACAAACAUGCUAUGACCAGGAAAUGACAGCCAACACAAACAUGAUUCCGGAUGCAGGGGAUCACACAUGCCAGACACUUCCGUUAAGCUGGGCGAUGACACCUCCACCAAACAGCUGGAGUGUCCCGUCCCAAGUUGCUCCUUCAAGGCACUCAGAGGUACACCCGGCUGAAAACAACUUGACGAAUUCAUCUUUCCAUCCAAAUCCAACAACAGAUAACUUUGCCGCUUUCAACAACUCGAUGAAUCGUUGGAGAUGACUGCCUUACAAGUUACAAGGGAUGAAUGUAUUAUAUAUCUUAGCUUCGGGCCUCUAUUAGGUUUUGUUUUGAACUUUUCUGUAAAAUUCUUGUUCGGCUAGAUUAGGCAGUGUGAUUCCCUCUUUAGUAUUAGUUAGUGUCUAGCACUCUAGCAUAUCAUUUUCCCAAUUGAUUUUCUCACAACUUCACAUGCAUUGCGUAUUGGCAAUGCUAUGUUCUAGAAAUUUCACUAAGCUUGAGUUCAAAGGCUUCACCAAUGAUCACAUAGU
Molecule: messenger RNA, 1952 nt
Organism: Argentina anserina (silverweed cinquefoil)
Lineage: Eukaryota; Viridiplantae; Streptophyta; Magnoliopsida; Rosales; Rosaceae
Exons: 6
Coding region: 145-1683 (512 amino acids)
Source: RefSeq, a predicted model, not a curated record